This is a messenger RNA of Lactuca sativa (garden lettuce), 336 nucleotides long. Its product is annotated as casein kinase 1-like protein 1. Gene Ontology annotation, biological process: protein phosphorylation. NCBI's taxonomy places the organism in Eukaryota, Viridiplantae, Streptophyta, Magnoliopsida, Asterales, Asteraceae. Gene Ontology annotation, molecular function: ATP binding; protein kinase activity. The record is from RefSeq and is a predicted model, not a curated record.
AUGUCUUUGAAAAUUGUUCUUAUGCUUGUUGAUCAAAUGAUCAACCGAGCUGAAUUUAUUCACUAUAAAUCAUUUCUGCAUAGGGAUAUAAAUCCAUACAACUUCCUUAUGGGUUUAGGGAGGCGUGCUAAUCAGGUCUAUGCUAUUGAUUUCGGGCUAGCCAAGAAAUAUGGAGACUCUUCAACUCAUCAGCACAUUCCAUAUAGAGAGAACAAGAAUUUGACAGGGACAGCAAGAUAUGCAAGCAUGAAUACUCACCUUGGAAUUGAACAAAGCCGAAGAGAUGAUUUGGAAUCACUUGGAUAUGUACUCAUGUACUUCUUAAGAGGAAGGUAG